CGUCCCGACAGCACGUUUUCCUCAGCAGACUUAUCUCCUACGCCAAAGUUAGUAGUUGCACUGCGGCCAGCCAGGUAGCUUGCGUAGCCUUCACCGCUUGAUUGCUGCGGCUCUUUCAAUCACUGGCGCGUCUCAUUUUAAGACCUGGAAUAGGCUACUUGUUUAAUAGCACCUAUUUACCUAUAGCCUAUAAAUGAUUUGAUUUGUUUUCCGGUUUUCUUAUUAUGUCAUGGUGGAACGCAUAAGCUAAGUCGUCAUAGGUUAAGGCUAUUUAGGGAUAGUUUUAGAGCAAGUUGGCUAUUGUUUUCAUCAGGAGUUAGCUUUCAAGCUAAAUUAAGAAGUCUGUUUUGAUGCCGGAUUUUGAGCAUUUCAGAUUUUCAUACUCAAGCAUGAAUCCAUUAUUGGGGGAGAACGCGUUCCUGGUUCAGCAACAGCAGCAUAACCAGAUGGGGAGCCAUUCUGAUUCUUCCAUGACAGGCCUAGACUCCUACGGUGCAGCUGACUCAGGCUUCAUCUUGGGCGACCACACUGGGUUUGGACAAGAUGGCAUAUCUGGCCUGGACUUAAAUUCGCUGCCACCUUCAGGACUCGCUUAUUUACACCAGAACAACAUGCACCGUGCACCGCCGCCCCCCGCAGCGAUGGACCUGCGUAACGACUUGGGUUCCAACAUCAGUGUUCUCAAGACCUUGAAUUUGCGCUUCCGUUGCUUUUUGGCUAAAGUUCAUGAACUGGAGCGUCGGAAUAAAGCUUUGGAGAAGCAGCUUCAACAGGCUUUGGAAAAUAAUGAGGACAAUUCAGAAGGACACGGGAAAAAGCCAUUGACUAAGGAAAUGGGAGUCCAGACUGGUUUCGUAGGGCCCAUCGCAGUUAGGCCCGGACAUAUCCCACUCCAGAACGUCAAUAACUCUGCAUACCUGCCCGGGGGUCUUCUCUCUCCAUCACUCAACAGGCCUACAACUCCCUCCUUUGAGUCCAACAGCAAAUCAGUAUUUAGGACCUCGACUCUGACUGACUCGACUUCCAACCUCAAUUCCAACCAACUCACUCCACAUAUUUCCCUCAGUCCUUUAUUAACCCCUACUGAUACUUCCAACAAUAUAUCCAACAUUAACGAGAAAUAUGUCAGUUCUGGGACUGGUAUGUCUACUAUCCCGCCUCCCCGUUUCCUUCCCGGCACCGUUUGGUCCUACAACCACGACCGCAGGUUUGGCGCGGGGCGGGAGUCGCGUGUAACAGACAUGGGUGUGCCUUGUGCCCAAACGGACGGAGUAGGUGUUCAAAUCGACACCAUCACCCCUGAAAUACGGGCCCUGUACAACGUGUUGGGAAAGGUGAAACGAGAGAGGGAUGAGUAUAAACGCAGAUGGGAGGAAGAGUACACAGUCAGAGUGGACCUCCAGGAGAAAGUGGCUGAGCUGGAGGAGGACCUCCAGGAGAGUGAGGUGUGUCAGGAUGAGCUGGCCCUCAGGGUGAAACAGCUGAAAGCUGAGCUGGUCCUCUUCAAAGGCCUUAUGAGCAACAACCUGUCGGAUCUGGACAGUAAGAUCCAGGAGAAGGCCAUGAAGGUGGACAUGGACAUCUGUAGACGCAUCGACAUCACAGCUCGCCUGUGUGACGUGGCCCAGCAGAGGAACUGUGAAGACAUGAUCCAGAUCUUCCAGCAGAUGGCCACACCUCCUUCCACUCUGACCCGCCGGCCCCGGAAACAGGCGGCCCAAUCGGUUAAAGGCGGCGACGGGGACGAACCAACCAGCAUCUCUGAGAGCGAGGCGGGCAAGGAUGAGGAGUCAUGUAGCACAUCAGCCAAUCAGAUCAACGAGGAAAUGCAGAGGAUGCUGAACCAGUUGAGGGAGUGUGAGUUCGAGGACGACUGUGACAGCCUGGCCUGGGAGGAGACUGAGGAGACUCUGCUGCUGUGGGAGGAUUUCCCAGGAUACACUCUGGGGGCAGUGGAGACACAGGGAGAGCAACAGCAGCAGCAGGAGGAGUCCAUAGAAAAGGUAAUACAGGACACAGAGUCUCUCUUCCAGACCAGAGAGAAGGAGUAUCAGGAAACCAUCGACCAGAUCGAGUUGGAGCUGGCCACGGCUAAGAGUGACAUGAACAGACACCUGCACGAGUACAUGGAGAUGUGUUCCAUGAAGCGAGGCCUGGACGUGCAGAUGGAGACGUGCAGGAGACUCAUCACCCAGAGUGGAGACAGGUAUCAGACACCUCCGCAUGGUGCUGAACACUCUAAACGCUCAAAAAGAUGCCCUAGGAAAUCUCCCCCUCUCGUUACUGCGGUAAUGGAAGACUCUGAUGACGGAGAGAAGGAGAGGAAUAAGGUGUCCCCACCCGCAGACUCUGAAAGUGAUGAACCCUACUGUGACACCAAGGUUAAUAGUGGUACCGUCCCUCACUUACCAUGGAGGAAGUCCUAACCCUUACUGAUGAUGCCCUGUAGAUGUACCAUAGUCUGGAUAGUGCUGUUGUUUACAUUUUUUUGCCAUAAAUGAUGUAAAACCAGUUUACAUUUUUUUGCCAUAAAUUAUGUAAAGCCAGCAGACUCUUUCCAGGGCCAUAAGUCACCACUGCCCUCUUGUGGUAGGACUAAAUGGCACUUAGAAUAAGGAAAUCAAUUGGAUUUCUUAACAUUGUGAUAUUUCUAUGAUAUGAACGAUCAAAAUAUAUACCUUUUUGUUAAGUUUGCCCAUUGAUCUUGCUAUAUGUAUCAAGAUCCAAUCGAAAACAAUUUGCACACAGUUUUUGUGGAACAAAUGCCUUAUGUUACAUUGCAUUUACAGACUUGAAACAUCAGCAGAAUUUUUGAAGGCAAACAAAAAAAUGCACCAUUAGCAAAAACAUUGCACAGGAUAAGUCAUUAUCUAGUACUGUCACAUUUGAACAAAAUUAACAUUUACAGUUUGCUAAAGGGAAAGGGUCUAGCUCUUGAUAGCAUCUAUGAAAAUCUAUUUUAUUUAUAGUUAAUAUCCUUCUCAUUCCAUUUUCCCUUUUUGAAAGUAUGGAUACAAUUUCUGAGAAACAUAUAGAAAGAUGAAUGGAUGUAAAGCCGUUUUAAUCAAUCUCACAACAUUCGUAUGUACACAUGUUAUUAACAGAGGUUCACAACAUUCGUUUGUUCACAUGUUAUUAACAGAGGUUCACAACAUUCGUAUGUACACAACAUGUAAUUAACAGAGAUUCAUAACAUUUGUAUGUACACACGUUAUUAACAGAGGUUCCCAACAUUCGUAUGUACACGUUAUUAACAGAGGUUCCCAACAUUUGUAUGUACACAACAUGUUAUUAACAGAGAGGUUCACAACUUUAUUGUUAUUUAUUUUGCUUGGUUACAUAUUCAUGCACUUUAUUUAUUUCAUCCCUUUUUCAUUCGUCAUUGAAAUUCAGAUAGCUACAGUAUUUUUUUUUUUAAAUAAAUAAAUAACUUAUUUUUAUUGCUAUUUAUUAAUUUAUUUUCUAUUACAAUUGCGACAAUGAAAGUAUGACAGUUGAUAUUUUUUUAGAUGAAAUGCCCAGCAUAAUAUUAUGUCGUUUUGCAAAGACAAUUCACAAAAGCCAUAGGUAUAAUUAUUCUCCAAAGUUUAGAGUUAAAAGAAAACCAUUGGGACCAUUAGCUUUGUACGGUCGUGCACAUUGCUGUAAUCCCAAACUAGAACCAAACACAGGAGCAUACUGCACGUAGACCCCUGGAUACUGUUGAUAUCACAACCCACAUAAACACGUCCUAUAAAAGCACUCACUCAAUGCAAGUGUAUACAUACCCAGCCAGCAGUGACCUGCAAUGGGGAAAAAAGCUCUCUGAUUAACCAACGGUGAAUCAGACUGCCGUUUUUGUGCGCUUUUUUUUUAAAUGUAGAGCCUAAGAGGUAUGAGUUUAAAUGCCUCUGACAAAGGGACAAGCACAGUAGAUAUUAAUUCUGUUCAGGACAAUAAAACACAGCUAGCAGGCGAAUAACUGCUUUAGGAGCUCGUUCAAGGUCACUCGGUGACAAGUUUUACGUAGCGCGAGACCUUCAUUAUCUGAGCACGGGUAGACCACCUAGUGUGUUAAAACCCCAUUUGCUUUGUGAGCUCUGUGGUUGUCUGUGGUUGUGGCACAGUUUCAUCGCACUUGAACACGCUCAAUGUUUACAGUUGUAGAAAACGUAAACAACAAUCACGUCUAGGGCUCGAUUCAAUCCGCGCAGAAUAUCAGCGUUACAGCACGAUUGACAUUCAAAGGUUUCUGUGUUCGCGGAGACCGCAUUCACGGUAAACGCUACGUAUGUCGGCUCAAUUGGAAAUUACCUUUACAUUUCAACCACACGAUUCAAUCGGGCCGCUCCUUUGUUUGUUGAUGUCUGAAAGCGUAUUGUAAAAACAUUCCCCCCCUCUACAUUGUACAGUUUGUAAAUCUGCACAUAUAAAGUUGCACAAAAUGAUCUGUAUUCAACAGUAAUUGUAACGCUGUGUAAAAAUGCUCAAAUGUAACACCUUUACUAGCUGUUAGCCUACUGAAUGUAAAUAACAUGUAAAUGUACACUGUGAAGAGGAAGCCAUGUAAGAGAUUUUCAGAAAGAGAUUUCAGACAGUAUGACUGAAAAGGUGUCCAUUGUAUUGAGAGUGUCUUUGGGUGUUCUCAUGGAUACACAAAAAGCUAGUAUACCUGUUGGUGUGCAUGUAUGUUGGUUACCUCUGUCUGUAGAUAUUAUUUUGUGCAGGGUUUAAAAUGACACAGUGUGCUUCUGAGAUACACCGUUUUGCGCAGAAUCAAAUUGAUGGGUUAUAUACUACUUCUGGCAAUAUGACUAUUUGUCUGUGUAUCAAACAUUCACAUUGACUCCUGGGAAUGCCUUAGCAGUGGGCUAGACCAUAUAUACAUUAUAUAUACAAAAGUAUGUGGACACCCCUUCAAAUGAGUAGAUUCGGCUAUUUUAGCCACACCCGUUGCUGAGCACAAUAACUGUUCGUCGGGAGCUUCAUGAAAUGGGUUUCCAUGGCUGAGCAGCCGCACACAAGCCUAA
This is a messenger RNA of Salmo salar (Atlantic salmon), 5009 nucleotides long. NCBI's taxonomy places the organism in Eukaryota, Metazoa, Chordata, Actinopteri, Salmoniformes, Salmonidae. The record is from RefSeq and is a predicted model, not a curated record.